UGCUUCCGGAUUUCAACAAUCAUCUCCAAUCAGCUCAUAAAAUCAACAUCCCGCACCUUUGGGCUCUGAUACGGUUCCAUGAAGUGCCAGUGAGUUGGUGUCCAUUGAGUUUCGUUUUUCCGCUCAACACAAAGCUCGCCGCAGUUAUGGCAAUGCGUGCUCUUAUUGGUCUAUUUCUCGUUGCGGCCUUCUUCGUACAGCGAUGCAAGGCAGAAUCGACAACUCCAAUUCCAAUGCCAGAAGAAGAAGAUGAGCUACCUGCGCGGUUUCGCUCUAGAGUCGUCAGGUCCGCUUCUGAGGAGAAAUCAAAGGAAGACUCCUCUGAGGAGUGCGGCCCUCCACAGCACCACCAUCCCCACCCUCAUAAGCCUCCACCAGAGUGCUGUAAAGGUUUACCGAGGCCGUGCAACCCAACUGAGGACAAGAAAGCAUGGGACACGUGUGUAAAUAAACUUUCGAAGAAAAAUCCAACAACCCCUCAACCGACAACCCAAGCAAAUGGUGGUAAACCAGGCCAUGGUCCGAUGCAUGGGAUUGAUAAACAGUGUAUGGUAGAGUGCGUCUACAACGAAACUGGACUCCUGACACCUGACAUGAAGCUGCAGGAAGCCAAAAUCUCCCAAAAGCUGACCGACAAAUUGAAAGACACAAAAUUCGCAUCGAUGGCACCGUCAGUGAUAUCUAAAUGCUUUGAAAAAGCUAAAAACGCAAAGGACCCGAAGGAAUGUAAAUCUGGAGCCGGUGAAUUUUCGAAGUGCGUGAAUAGAGAAUUGUUCAUGAACUGUCCGACGGAGAGCUGGACCAACAGUGAAGAAUGUCAAAAAAUGAAGGAGAAGCUGACAAAAUGCCCAAAUAUGCCGGUGCCGAUGAGCCCACCGCCUAAACCUUGAAAAAGAGGAAUGGAAAUUUGAGGAGGACGUUGUGAUGAAUUAGGAGCUACUUUUUACAGUCAUAGUUAAUUUUCAAAGGAACUCAUCGUUGAAAAGGUACUGUAAGAGAGGACCUAGGAAGACAAGUAAUCUUACUUUGAACCUCUUCAGAGUGACACACAAGAAAUGCAUCUGCCUAAUUCUUUUCUGUAAGGGCUCAUUUUUUCGAUGAAUCUCAAAGUUUCAAUGGUUUGUAUCUCUUAAAGAAUAAAUGCUGUUAAAAGAA
Molecule: messenger RNA, 1155 nt
Organism: Bemisia tabaci
Lineage: Eukaryota; Metazoa; Arthropoda; Insecta; Hemiptera; Aleyrodidae
Source: RefSeq, a predicted model, not a curated record